This is a messenger RNA of Patiria miniata (bat star), 1100 nucleotides long. RefSeq names its product phospholipase A2 AP-PLA2-I-like. NCBI's taxonomy places the organism in Eukaryota, Metazoa, Echinodermata, Asteroidea, Valvatida, Asterinidae. The record is from RefSeq and is a predicted model, not a curated record. Gene Ontology annotation, biological process: arachidonate secretion; lipid catabolic process; phospholipid metabolic process. Gene Ontology annotation, molecular function: calcium ion binding; phospholipid binding. The transcript is spliced from 4 exons. The coding region runs from base 87 to 620 and encodes 177 amino acids.
UAUAAAACUACGUCGUUCAAGUCACAGAAGUUAUUAACAGACUGAACAUCGAGUAUAGUAAGAAAUCUGUUAAGCUGAUCAUCGUGAUGGCCAGUUUGUGUGGCACUGUGUUUGUUUCGGCUCUGCUUGUGUGUCUGUGUGGCAGUGGUUUCGGCCUGGUUGAGGCUGGUGUGCCGGCUAAGCGCGCUGAUGAGGGUGUUACCUUCCGCUCGAUCGAUCAGUUUGCUCGGAUGUCGAUGUGUACUACGGGGUUGAAUCUGUGGUCAUUCCAACGGGACUACAACGGAUACGGGUGUCACUGUGGCGUCGGGGGUAGCGGCAACCCGCUGGAUGCAACGGACACUUGCUGUAAAACUCACGACAGAUGCUAUGAGCAAAGUCCGUGUUGGCGCAGCGCCCUCUGGUAUACGAUCCCAUACAGACACAGCAAGAGCGGGUGUGGGACCGCUCUCGCCAGCAUCACUUGCGAGAGGGCCUCGGACUACCCGUGGUACUACGUGGGCGAGAACUGCGCUGAGGCAAUCUGCAACUGCGACAAAGCUGCUGCCUUAUGCUUUAAGGCGAACCGGUCAACUUACAACGCACAUUAUCAAGACCAUGGCAAAUCCACUUGCUUCUAGUAGUAGUUGCUAUAAUUCAGAUAAAGGAGUAGUCCAAACGAUUUCGAUUCAUAUCUCGAUCACUCUAGUAUAAACUUGAACGCAUAGGGUACACUCUAAAACAGCCGGGUCAGAUUGACCCGGAAUCCCGGGUUCUAUUUUGGCUCAACGAUUUAAACCUCAGAUUAAGCUUCGUCGCAGUACCGUCAGUCUAUCGGUAUAGACCUAUUGCUUUAAAUUUCAAUAUCUUAGGUAAAAUUUUUCACCAAGGGAAUAUAAUUCAUUGUUCUGCACAAAUAAAAGCACAGCACUGCACUGCGUCUUCAGAAGAGGAUUGCAAUAUGUCAUAACAUCUUAAAACUGAAGAGACUACAUGGUGUUUCACGAAACAUUCCCACUGUGUUUAUUUCUUUAAAGUAUAUAACGCCACCUCUCUGUCUCUCUCUCUCGAAAUCAAAAUAAACACAACGUGCAAUGCGUUGAUGUCAUAGUUGAUUGCAA